Macrobrachium nipponense is the source of this 2022-nucleotide messenger RNA. Its product is annotated as cytochrome c oxidase assembly protein COX18, mitochondrial-like. The transcript has 8 exons. The coding region runs from base 397 to 1680 and encodes 427 amino acids. Gene Ontology annotation, molecular function: membrane insertase activity. Lineage: Eukaryota; Metazoa; Arthropoda; Malacostraca; Decapoda; Palaemonidae. Gene Ontology annotation, cellular component: mitochondrial inner membrane. The record is from RefSeq and is a predicted model, not a curated record. Gene Ontology annotation, biological process: protein insertion into mitochondrial inner membrane from matrix; mitochondrial respiratory chain complex IV assembly.
GUCCACAGCCAGCGUCCUUCAAUGCUUCGUCGUUGGCUGAUAAGGCCAUGACAUGAGAACCUUAAUCCACACCUUGCUCUUUUGUGGGACGUGCAUGGAUGGUUGUGCUAGGUGGUUUUAGCGCAAAAGUAGUUGAUGGGGCAAGAUGGCAUUUUGGGUAAGCAAGGAGUUCCUGGAAUAGUGAUAAUGGAGGACGUCUUCUGAAGUGUAGUGAUGAGAAUAAAUGAUUUCUAAAGAAAAAUGGCCAUAAAUAUACUUGGAAAAGAGACAAUAUAGUGAGGAGGAGAUUGUAGUGCAGGAAUAGUGCCAUGAAAGGGUGACAGAGAGCAACUAUAUAGCCAGUACAGCAUAACUGAUUGGUUUAGGUCUAGCUGGCUUUGCUGCGCAAAGGUUUUGAUGUCUUGGGACAUGUUGCUAACAAAGGACAUUCUCAGGCAACUCCAGAAGGGUGCCGUACCCCAGACCUAUCUCAGAGGACUUGCAGCGAUUGGCUUAUCUCGAAAUUCAGUUGUUCUUAAGGGGAAGAGUGAUGGUAUAACUCAUGGUAACAGAAAACUCUCUAAUGGCAGUAUAAGACGCUUUGCUCCUGUAAACCAGAAGGUUCCUGUUUUAUUGGUUAGAAAUGGAGUCCUCUUACCGACGCAGACGUCUAUCCUGACCAUGAACCAGUCUUGUUCAUACCACAGUCUUGUACGUAGUGUAAAUUCAUACCAAAGAAGGGAGAAUGAUCUCCUGAGUAGCUUCCUCACAGUCAGUGCGACAAAUGCAGUGUCAAAAAGAGAUCUCUCCAUGGCAUGGCUCGAAAGUCUUACCAUCUUCCAGGCAUCUUGGUUUCAAUCCUUAGCUGAGUCUCGGUUUGUUGAGGGGCUGAUGAGUGGCUUACAGGUUAUCCACGAUUCCCUGCACAUCCCAUGGUGGUCGUCCAUCAUCAUUUCCACCAUAAUGCUGAGGGGCCUUUUGACUUUUCCACUCGCGGUUUAUCAGAAUUACAUAUUAUCCAAAGUUGAAAACCUGAAAGGAGAACUAGAUGUGUUAGCCAAGGAGCUAGGGAGAGAGACUGCUCUUGCCACCAAGAAGUUUGGUUGGACUCAGACCCACGCUCGAUAUAUGUUCCACAGAUCUUUAAGGAAGUUGCGGAAGGAGCUGAUCAUCAGGGAGAAUUGUCACCCGUUUAAAGCAAGUUUGGUCCUUUGGUUCCAGAUCCCACUGUGGGUUGGGAUGUCCGUAUCGUUACGGAACAUGGCGUCGAUGAUGCCUCACCAGGAUACGGCUGCCCAAAUCCUCUAUCUCGAGCUGAGCACCGGCGGAGUCUCCUGGAUACCAAAUUUAAUAGAAGUCGACCAUUCCCUCAUCUUACCUUUUGCCAUGGGGAUCACAAACCUUCUCAUCACAGAGGUCAACGCACUUAGCAGGGUAUCAAAAUCGAGAAUGCAGGUUAUUUUAACGAACGUAUUUCGUGGCAUCAGUAUUGCAAUUAUUCCUCUUGCUGCAACUAUGCCCUCGUGCGUUGUGUUGUACUGGGUAACUUCAAGUGUGUGCGCCCUCAUCCAGAAUCUGGCUCUGAUGCAUCCGCAGCUUCGGCAGGCUUGUGGCAUACCAAAGACGCCCUCUCAGAUGCCUAAGCCCUAUCAACAUUUAUUGUCACAAUUCCAGAACAGAUUCACAAGAAGAAAAUCGUGAUAGUCAAGAAGAGAAAGUCAGAAUUACCAAAGACUUCUGACACAAAGCAAAUCAUUUCUUAUACAUAUGUAUAUAAUGACUGUUCAUAGUUUUUUAAAAUAAACAGUGAUAAUCAGAAUUCAUUUUGCUAAUCCUUGUUCCUUUAUUUGAAACUAAAACAUAGUAGAAAUAUCAAUUUGCCAAAAAAAAACUUGCAUAAUUAUCUUUCCAUAAAGGAGCCUUGUAUCUAACAUAUAAAAGCACGUCUAUUAUUAUUUCAUCAGACCUACAAUAUCCCAUUUCAUGGAUUUCAUAAUGGUUACUACAUAUCUAUGGUACAAAUACAGCUUCAUAAUAAAGAUA